AAUCUAAGAUCAAAGAUCCGGAAUCCCUACCAAGUCCAAACCCGAUUACCCGGAUCCCAAAACCCAUAACCAUCUCUCUCUCUCUCUCUCCCCAUCUCUCCCUGGGUUCGCUUGAUCUACUGAAUAACGAGGAAUCUCACACUCUCUCUCUCCAUCUCUCCCUGCGUUUGUUUGAUAUACGGAAGAACGAAGAAAUGUUACAGUGUAUAUUCCUUCUCUCAGAUUCCGGGGAGGUGAUUCUAGAGAAGCAGCUCACUGGUCAUCGAGUUGAUCGCUCGAUAUGUGCUUGGUAUUGGGAACAUGCUAUGGCUCAAGCCGAUACGUUUAAGAUAGAACUGUAUCAACACCUGCCUGCUCCGGUGAUUGCUUCUCCUACGCAUUACCUUUUCCAGAUUGUUCGUGAUAACAUUACAUUCUUAGCCUGCACGCAAGUUGAAAUGCCGCCUUUGAUGGCCAUUGAGUUCCUUUGCAGGGUGGCUGAUGUUCUGUCGGAUUAUCUCGCAGGAUUGAAUGAAGAUCUGAUAAAGGAUAACUUUGUUAUCGUGUAUGAACUAUUAGAUGAGAUGAUAGACAAUGGCUUCCCCCUUACUACAGAACCUAACAUCCUGAGGGAGAUGAUAGCUCCUCCAAGUAUUGUUGGUAAAAUGCUGAGUGUUGUUACCGGUAACUCUUCCAAUAUGAGCAACACCCUUCCAGGCGCCACCGCAUCCUGUGUUCCAUGGAGAACCACAGAUCUGAAGCAUGCAAGCAAUGAAGUAUAUGUUGAUCUCGUUGAAGAAAUGGAUGCAAUCAUAAACAGGGAAGGGGCCCUUGUUAAGUGUGAGAUCUAUGGUCAAGUAGAGGUGAACUCGCAACUGUCAGGUUUUCCUGAUUUGACUCUUUCAUUUGGGAACCCUUCCAUUCUGAAUGAUGUGCAAUUUCAUCCUUGCGUUCGGUUCCGUCCAUGGGAAUCAAAUCAAAACUUAUCAUUUGUACCUCCUGAUGGACAGUUUAAGUUGAUGAGUUACAGGAUUAAAAAGUUGAAAAAUACUCCGAUAUAUGUGAAACCACAACUAAGUUCUGACGCUGGUACAUGUCGCAUCAAUGUGCUAGUUGGAAUACGUAAUGAUCCCGGAAAGACAAUAGACUCUAUAGAAGUGCAAUUCCAGCUUCCUCCUUGCAUUUUAUCUGCUGAUCUCACUUCAAAUCAUGGUACUGUAAACAUCCUUGCUAAUAAGACUUGUUGUUGGUCCAUUGGGAAAAUUCCCAAAGACAAAGCCCCUUCACUGUCUGGAUCAAUGAAGCUUGAGACAGGUCUAGAACGCCUCCAUGUAUCUCCCAUUUUUCAAGUGUCAUUCAAGAUAAUGGGUGUUGCUCUCUCUGGUCUUCAAAUUGAUAACUUAGAUAUAAAAAAUCUUCCUGCACGCCCUUACAAAGGUUUCCGAGCUGUAACACGAGCAGGAAAAUAUGAAGUGAGGUCAUAGUAGUAAUUAUUUCUGCUAGCAUAAAUUCCCAUCGGUACUGUCAUUGCCAAGCAUAAGGAAUGAGUUGUGUUCUAUGCUGCUUGGAGUUGAGUACUUCUUGCACUUCUCUGAUGCCGAAGUGAAGUGGAAUUGUAUUUAGUGUACUUUUUGUAUUAAGGAAACUGAAACUUCUGUCGGAGGUUCAGUUUAAGAUCGUUCCGAUGGUGUUUUCUGCUGGACUAUUACUCAUAUCUUCUGGACAAGACAACAAAAAUCUUCUGGAUGUCUGCCUUAAAAAAAUGUAGGUAGACUGGUCCAUAUGUUUCGUUGAAGUAUAACCAAAGACCUCAAUUAUACAUAACAGUCUAUUCCUUUCAUUAGCCUAUGCAGCUUAAACUUCAAGGGAGACGGUCUCUAGCUAGCAAUUGUUUUUUGCUAAUUGUUAAUAAUCUAUACAUGGUUAUUUUUGUCGCAGAAAGUAAAAACUUCCUAGAAUUGGUGUUUGAAGAGCGGA
Messenger RNA from Daucus carota subsp. sativus, 1956 nucleotides. RefSeq names its product AP-3 complex subunit mu. Bases 195 to 1463 code for a protein of 422 amino acids. Gene Ontology annotation, cellular component: cytoplasmic vesicle; clathrin adaptor complex. NCBI's taxonomy places the organism in Eukaryota, Viridiplantae, Streptophyta, Magnoliopsida, Apiales, Apiaceae. The transcript is spliced from 9 exons. The record is from RefSeq and is a predicted model, not a curated record. Gene Ontology annotation, biological process: intracellular protein transport; endocytosis.